CAAAAUCAGUGCCCUUUAAAUGUUAUUUGGGUUUUUUAUAUAUCAGGUAGUGAGCCAGCGAGACUUCCUACAGACUUACACUGAAGAAGAAAUACAAUUCUGGAUAGAUUGGCUCUCCCAGUCCAUCCACGGCCACAGCAGGACGCGCCUUUGUCGGUUGGGAUGCAGCAGCAGCCUCUCAGAGCUCUGCUCCAUGCAGCACAGAGUCAGAGCAUCUGCGCCUGCAGAGGAUGCUGCUGCUGCUGCUGCUGCUGCCGAAGGACCGAGUUCAUCACUCCGAGACGCGCGAUCUUUUCCGAAGUAAGCUCGUACACUGAUCAUCUUUUUAGCCUGCGCAGGAUCGGCGCUCAAACGAAAGAGGACAGAAACUCCAAAGACACUCUCUGAUUCUUCACGUGGCUUCGUUGUUGAACUUGACUCGGGAGCAUGGGAGUCGUCAGGACCGACGCAGCCCCUCACCGGCUGCAGAAGUUGGACGGCAAAACAUUGAAACGCCGUGACUUUUGAAGGCUUUUGCAGCCCGCGUGCGCUUUUGGAGGAUGCUCAACAUGUGGCAUUCAGGUAAAAAGCACCUUUAAUCUGUCUGAUGCUUGGAGGGAUAUUGAUCAGGGAAGAGUCCCCGAGUGCAGCCAAUUAUUCACGGUAAUGGAAUGAAGACACUUGGGUGAGAUAAUGGAUGAUAGAUCCAACAAGCUCGUUUUGGUCCCCGUCUUGGCAGUCCUCUUCGUUAUGAUCGGGUACCAGUACAUUUGUCCGGCGGGCAGCAAUUCGUGCCACUUUAAGACGGAGGAGAAAUUCCGCGGAGUGAGCCUGCUCCCAUCCCCGUAUCAGGACACCGACGACUUCUACAGGGACCAAGACCUGGAGGAUGACGCGCCUCCAAGAAUACCGUCCAAAUUCAACUUCACCGACAGAGACCUCGACCGCCAUGUGGAGUUCAACAUCAGAGGGGACGACGUGAUUGUGUUUUUGCACAUCCAGAAGACAGGGGGGACCACUUUCGGGAGACACCUGGUGAGGAAUAUUCGCUUGGAGCAGCCGUGCGACUGCAAGGCGGGCCAGAAGAAAUGCACCUGCCACCGGCCGGGGAAGAAGGAGAGCUGGCUCUUCUCCCGGUUCUCCACCGGCUGGAGCUGCGGGCUGCACGCGGACUGGACCGAGCUGACGAACUGUGUUCCCGUCGUGAUGGACAAGAAGGAGGCCCAGAGCAAGAAGAGGAACUUCUACUACAUCACCAUGCUGCGAGACCCGGUAUCCCGCUACCUGAGCGAGUGGAAGCACGUCCAGAGAGGAGCCACAUGGAAGACUGCCCUUCACAUGUGUGACGGGCGCUCGCCCACGCAGGAUGAGCUGCCCACCUGCUACAGCGGCGAUGACUGGUCCGGUGUCACGCUGACAGAGUUCAUGAACUGCCCGUCAAACCUGGCCAGCAACCGUCAGGUCCGCAUGCUGGCUGACUUGAGUCUGGUUGGUUGCUACAACCUGUCCUCUAUGAACGAGAGCCAGCGCAACCACAUCCUUUUAAGCAGCGCCAUGAGCAACUUGAAGAACAUGGCUUUUUAUGGCCUGACUGAGUUUCAGCGCAAGACGCAGUACAUGUUCGAGCGGACGUUCAGCCUGCGGUUCAUCUCUGCCUUCACGCAGAUCAACAGCACAAGAGCUGCCAACGUGGACCUCAGCGAGCUCGUGCGCAAACGCAUCGAGGACCUCAACUUCCUGGACGUGCAGCUGUAUGAAUAUGCAAAGGACCUGUUCCUCCAGCGGUUCCAGUUCACCCGACAGAGGGAGCAUCAGGAGGUGCGGUUGAAGAGACGUGAGGAGAGGCGUUGGCUGCGGGAGCAAAAAGAUCAGAGCUGGCCGUGGUCGCCAAAACACAAAGGGAGGGCAAACCGAGGCGGGACGGGGGGAGGAGACUUUGAGAAGGAACCGGAAAGGAACUUACCCAGCACCACUGAAGAUUACACGAGCCAAGUGGCUCGCUGGUAAGACCUGAUCAAAGAAGGAGAGUUUUACAGACAUUUUGUUCAACACGCUUUGACUCUCUUUAUGUAACACCAUCGAUAUGUGUCCUGCAUCUAUCUGUCAGCUUCAGUGUGAUUCAAGUACUCUGCUAUCUCGUCAUUGAAGAAGAAAAAAAAAAGCCAAGUCUGUUUGUCUCAGAGUUCCCUUAGGUGUCUUAAAUCUUUAAAUGCUGUCUAUGUUUUAUUCUUGCCUUGUUUUUUAUUUACUGAACUAAAAAAAAGGUAUAUUAAGGUGAAAGAAAAACAAAAAAAAGGUCAUAUAAAUGUAGAGUUUUUACAGAAAGUUGUUGAAGUCAGAAAUGAUCAGACUGUUCUUAUGUCAUAUUGUUUUGUCAGGCUCUCAUGAGUAUCGUAUCAUUUUUAGAAUGUCAUUUUUAACACAAACUGGAAGUGUAAACUCAAACCUGAUUUCAGUUCAACCUAAUUCGAAAGAUAGUUUGAUUGUGACUGAAACAGCACGCAAAAUGAAGCAUAAGCUAAUAAAAACAAGGUGUAUUUAUUUAAAGACAUAUUUAAUUUACCCGACCUCCACUGCUGCAGGUUCAUAAAGGACUCUGUCAUCUCUUCAAAAGACAACACUUCAAAAUAUGAUGUUUGCUGUCAGAGUUUAAUAUUGCAGCAGCUGCAGCAGCAGCAGCAUUGACGUAUCAACAUCAAAACACACCUUGUGUAGAUCUCAGAGGGGUUUCUCACAGAUCACAGUGUUUGACACCACGAUAAGACGGUAGAUUUCCAGAGAACACGCUUCAUGAAAUCUGAACGCGUGGAACGAAAGUUUCCAAGUUUGACAACACUAAAUCAUCAACAGUAUAUACAAUAAAGUAGUAUUUCCAUAAAACAGUCGGAAAAUCUUGUUUUUUUCACCGAAUUUUCUUGAUGUUAAAGGGUUCCAUAGGUCCUGUCAUUUUAUCAGCACUGAUUUAAAACAGUCAAACACUAUUUCCACAGGUUUGACAGCUUUUUCUUCAUGAAGGGGAAAGAAGCAGAAAGAUGUUUUCUUCUGAUGAAAACAGUACGGUGAUAUGCACAUGAACCAGCAGGGUACCCAAUAUUUUCUCAGUCAAAGCAUCAUGUUGUUUGCAUGUGGUGCUCCCAUUAUGCUGUAAUUUCUGAUCAGAAUCGAUCAAUCUUUCCCUGAAUGGCAGUUAAUUGACAAAGAGUGCAGAUGCCAAAGUGUGUCAGCAUGACCGCUACGUUUCCUGACUGCGAAUGAGAUGAUCAGCAGUCAGUUCCCCGCGCCACACUGACCGUUUCUUUUCCACGUUCGACGGGCUGACGGAGCUGCAGACUGCUCCAGAGUCAGUCCAGACUCAAAGAGACGCCUAAGAAGGCAGAAACGUCCCUCUGCUUUAUGAAUUGAAGCCUUCCGCAAACCUGAUUUUAUCUGAACAAACAUCAGUAGCUGAGCUGCUUAAAUGUCUAUUACCUCAUGUUUACUCAAGACACAUGCAAAUCAAAUGAUGUGUUCACUUUGUGUGAAUCCACUUUUUACAAUUCUGUUCAAACUUUUUCUGUGACUGAAAUACCUCAGGUGUAAAAAUGUUACCACAUUUCGUUGUGUCUGUAAAUCAGCGUGUUGUUCAACACAUCUGUCUGUUAGGACGCAAUAGAGUUUUUUUUUUCUUUUCAGUUAGUCAAGUAUUUGAAUAAAUGAAUAGAUGGCAGACAAAAAUGAAAGGUGUUGGAGGACAUGUUGUUGCACUUUUAUUUAAUUUUUUUUUAUCUGCAUCUAAAUGGGAUUAUUUUUGUAUCCAAAACUUGCAGGAAAAUGUAACAAAGAUCAGUUUUUUGCUCUAAAAAUGUAUAUGGGUGGAAAAGAGUAGUUCAAAAUAUUCAAUUUAGCACCGUUAAUUAAUUAAACAUUUACUUUUUUUCCAAAUUACUAAAGUAUAAUUUUUCUUUUAUUUAAAAAACAAACAACAUUGUGUUGUUCCAACCAUAAUUGGUAACUUUUUAACAUUACGUUCUCCACUAGAACAGCUGGAAAUCUUGUAAAAUAUGAACUCAAUCAUUGUUCAUUGGUCAUACAGAUUUAAGAGGUUUAGGGGCCAUCACGAUGAGGAAUAUUUAUCUCUGCUCUCACUUUUAAAUACUGACUUUGAGUUUUAGGGGGGAAAAAAUCAAUUAACGGUCCAAAUACAAUCUUUUUCUUUUCAAUUGUCAAAGGUUUUCCUGCCUUUCUGUCAAAUUUCUGCCAUGUUUCAAAGCUCUGAACACAUCGCUGACAGAAGUUCACAUAAAAAUACUAAUUUCCUUAAUCUAACCAUGAGGCAGAAACCCCUAAUUGUAUUUUCCAUCUUUUUUUUUUCUUGAAACAUUUUCCUGAUCCUGAUGUCAUUUUCAUUGGUAGUUUUAGUUUCCAUAAGCACUUUAUGAUUAUUUUUUGUCAGUAAAAAGGCUCCUUUAAUGGUAAACAUCUGAUGCUGUGUUUUCAUUUUCUAUUUCAUUUGUAAUGAUGUCUUUAUUUUGUUGUAAGAUCUUUUUUUCAGUGGAUUAAGAACAAAUCUAUCUUUAAAAUUCAAAAGGAGUGUGAUUAAACAAAGGACUUACCACCAAUAGAGUGGUGUACUUAAAGAAACACUUUACCUGACUAAAUUAUGAGAUUUACUUUUAUGAACUGUACCAUGUUUUUCUCUCAAAGAUUAUGAUUUAUCUUCUCUAUUUAAAUUGUUCUAACUGCUGCUGAGGUAUGGCUUUGCCUGACAUUUGUUAAGUAUAAUUCAAGAGAGUGUGUAAAAAAAAUUCUGUGUACAUAUUGGACGUCUUGUAUUUAAAAAACUUACAAGGAUUUUGCUGUCUUAUAUCUAUUCUACCAUUUUUCUUGUCAGAACCGGGGCCAAAAAAGCAAGUUCUGCUUAACACAACAAAAAUAAAUGCACUGAAUG
Messenger RNA from Oryzias latipes (Japanese medaka), 4906 nucleotides. RefSeq names its product heparan sulfate 6-O-sulfotransferase 3b (gene hs6st3b). NCBI's taxonomy places the organism in Eukaryota, Metazoa, Chordata, Actinopteri, Beloniformes, Adrianichthyidae. Gene Ontology annotation, cellular component: membrane. The record is from RefSeq and is a predicted model, not a curated record. Gene Ontology annotation, molecular function: heparan sulfate 6-sulfotransferase activity.